UUUAUAUUGUCACUGGUGUUUGUUAUUGAUGUCAGCGUGACAUAAGGUCAAAAGACAUAAGCUACAGUCUACAGUGGAUUUAAUUUGAAAACAACACACAGCUUCACAAGUCUGUGUUCGUGCAAUCGCAUGUUAACUGUUUUGUGCAUCUAGAUCUAGAUCUAUACACUACAAAAUAAUACAGAUUACUAUUAGAAUAGUAAAAAAAUGUUUGCCAAGAUGACAUCCUUGAGUAGAGGAAAUUCUUCAAACAAUUUAAGAAAUGCUGACAAAGUUCAGAAAACACUCAUAGCAGUUUGUCAAAUGAACGCCACUUCCCUGAAGGCAGAUAAUUUACAAACUAUAAUAGAUCUUGUGGCAACUGCAAGUUCAAGGGGUGCACAGAUGGUAUUUUUACCUGAAGCUUGUGAUUACAUAGGAGAAACAAAGAACCAGUCUAUUGACUAUUCAGAGCCACUUCAUGGUAACUUUAUCCAUCAGUUAAAAAAAGCAGCAAUUAGGCACAAAGUUUGGCUGUCAGUAGGAAGCUUUCACCAAAGGGGUCCAGAAAAUCAGGACAAGCCGAAGCUAAUCAAUACACACAUUAUCAUAGACAGUGAGGGUAAGGUUAGGGCAACAUACGACAAGGCUCAUUUAUUUGACCUCGACAUUGCUGGCAAGGUUCGUUUGUGUGAGAGUGACUUUGUCAUACCAGGUUCCAAAGUCAUUCCUCCCGUUAGCACACCUAUCGGACGCAUUGGUAUGGCUACAUGUUAUGAUGUGAGGUUCCCAGAGCUCUCUUUAGCUUUGGCUCACCAAGGUGCACAGAUCAUCACAUAUCCAUCAGCAUUUACUCAGACUACAGGCAUGGCCCACUGGGAGUGUCUGCUUCGAGCUCGAGCCAUAGAGACCCAGUGCUAUGUGAUAGCUGCUGCUCAGACAGGGAAACACAAUGCUAAGAGGUCAUCUUAUGGUCAUGCCAUGGUUGUAGAUCCUUGGGGAGCUAUCAUAGCUCAGUGCAGUGAAGGUGUUGGUCUGUGUCUAGCUGAAAUAGAUCUGGAUUAUGUGGCCAAAGUUAGGAGCGAAAUGCCAGUCUGGCAACACAGGAGAACAGAUUUGUAUGGAAGAGUAAUUGCACUGGAUUCAGAUGCAUCAAUCAUACCGCCAGAUGACCAACCCAUCUAUCAGUUUGGACAUAUCAAGAUUCCGUCUAGUCACAUUUUCUACAGGACUCGUUUAUCUAUAGCUUUUGUCAACAUUAAGCCAGUCUUACCUGGACAUGCCCUGAUUGCCCCUCUCCGUGUUGCUGUCAACCUAGCAGAUUUGAACCCUGCAGAAGUGACAGAUUUGUUUUUGACUGUCCAGCAUGUGACCGAGGUACUAAAGAAACACUUUAAGGCCACAUCCUCCACCAUGGCUAUACAGGAUGGCUUGGAAGCUGGCCAGACUGUGCAGCAUGUCCAUGUUCACAUACUGCCAAGGAAAUUUGGGGAUUUCUCAGACAAUGAUGACAUUUAUGAUCAUCUCCAGAACCAUGAUAAAGGCUGGACAGAGCACACAAAGUUGCGGUCAGCAGAAGAAAUGGCAGAAGAAGCUCGGCAACUGCGAGUUCACUUCUACACCAAACCUGCAGACCCAGAAGAGCAGUCGGCAGGCUCUUCAGAUGAGUCAUAAUGCUUGUAUUACAUUGGGACAUUUUCCAGGUUACUUGGGAUCAAGCAAUACAUUAUUUAAUUAUUUCUAGUAUCACAUUUCAACACAAGAUCCUUGUGUGGUAUCAGAAACAUACAAAUUAUUUCUUGUAUCACAUGUUCCUGGAUAUGCCAUGGGAUCAAAAAUACAUUUAAUUAUUGUUUGUAUCACAUGUUCAUGGAUUUCAGGCAGGGGUGGACUGGCUAUAUGAGCAUUUGGGCAAAUGCCCAGUGGGUUGGUAUCCAAAUGGGCUGCUAAGGGCCACCUAGAGUAUCUCAUGAAUACCACUAUUAAAUUGUUAUAGGUUUUAUAAUAUUCUCUUAUAUAAAAAAGACCCUCUGAGUGUCGUGUUUAAACAAAUCUUUUACAGACUUUACGGUUUUACAAUACUAAUUAAAUCUAACACAUUUUCCGCAAUUAUGUAAUAGAAUACAACCGUAGACAGUGUUACUAUUAGGCUUCAUCCUUUUAGGGCCUACACACUUAGCGAUUUAAAAACAACUUAAGGCCUAUAUUUCUUAUAAAGAUAUAGAGCAUGUGUACAAUUAUCGAUACAUUAUAAAACUUAAUGAUUUUGAGGACAGGUAUGCCUAGAAAUGGAUGCCUGUCAUAUGAAAGAAAUUAAUGGGCUAAAUGGUAUAAAAAUGCUCGGGCCGAUAUUGACACCCAGUCUGCCCCUGAUACCAGGGAUUAAAUGUUACAACCUUUAAAUAUUCUUGUAUCUCAUUUUGCAAUAAUAUGAUUUUAAAUAAAUACCCAGAUGGAGGCCUUUUUUUUUUAAAAUUGCAAUUUCUUUAUUUUUAAAAUCUGAAUGUUACAUCUACCCAUAUUCAUGUAUAUUUGACAAUUUUUAGCAAAUUUUUAUUAUUAUUUAAACAAUCGGCUCUCAAACCAAGUAUUUUAAACCUUUUAAAAUCCCAAAUAGUCAGGGGGCUGGCAGAAUGGGAGAGAGCAUUAAUAGCACUAUAUUUGAGUUGCAGAUUCUAAAGAUUGUCUGUUUUCUAAUAGGUGCAUGUCGUUGUGUUGUAUAUAAUAUCCCUUGUUACACAUUAGCCUACAGACAGAAGUGUCAGUAGGACACAUGGAACUGUUUCAAGGAUUAUUGUUACCAUUUCUAAGAUGAGCUAUGCAUCAAUCUGUCUUAGAACCAUUCCAAUAAUCUGCACCUAUUUACAACUCCCACAUUAGAUACAACCCAUAUAUUUUCAAAUGUAUCACAUUUUGAACAUGGAGAUAUAACAGUUCUAGAAUUUUCUCAAUUUAGUCAUUGUAAAGGUUUUGUUUUGAAUUGUUUAUAUAACAUGCAAAUGUUUUUUUUAAUUCAAUUAUAACACGUUAUCUCUUGCCUUGUCACGUAAGAUCAUUGUUUGUUACUCUUGUUAUGUGUUUGUUACUCUUGUUAUAUGUUUGUUACUCUUGUUAUGUGUUUGUUACUUUUGUUAUGUGUUUGUUGCUCUUGUUAUAUGUUUGUUCUGACAGCUCAAAAGUUGCUAAUUUAUUGGCUUGUCAUUGUUUAUUUUUGAUAUGAUGCUCAUUAUACUCAGGGAUAUUAAGAGUUGUCUGCCUUUUUUACACAAUACAUUUCACUGCCAAGCAAACCAUUCUGAACUUUACAUUAGUAGACAUGUUAGUAAUUACAUUCCUGUAUAUUGAUUUUAUUGAUGACCUGCCCUUGUGUCAGUCAUUACAUUCAAUCUAUAAUUUUUUAACAUGGCGUGUUUAGGUCUGUCCUACUGUGUUUAGGGUCUGUCCUACACAUUAGUAUGACCAUAACUUUUAAGCACGCAAGAAUCAGGAAAGUGUGCUGUGCUAGUCUCAUAACAGUUAAGCAUAGCCAUAUAAUAAUAGUCAAUCACUCUGGGUUUGUUGAGUUUAUUAAAAGUAUUUCUUGCUAAUCAACAAUAACGUCAGUAUUAGUUUUAUCAAUUCUAGAAUAUAUGCAUUAUCAAAGCUAGACAAUAGAGCAGUGAGACUCACAAAUCAAUAACUAUAGGCCUAAAGACAGUUGAAUUCAGGACAAACAUUAAUUAGUAUUAAUAAAAAAAAACACUGAGCCAAAGCCUUAAAAAUAAAAAAAUAUGAUGUAAUAAAAUACUAAAAAAGACAAAGUUAAAGGAAUAUUUCUUAUUCAAUAUUCUAGGACAAAUUAAUAAACAGCAAUUACUUUUCCUCUUGCUAUUAGAACCAGAAAAAUGACAUUGUUGAGUUUGUUUCUAAUGAACAUGAGUGACUAGGUUCUGUUGUAUAAUUCUGUAUAUGGGGGGGGGGUAAUUUUCUUUGUUGUAGGAAUGUCUGUAAUGUACAAGAUAAAAGGAAUCUGCUGUGUUUGGUUGAAGUGAAGUGAAGCUUGCACAAUCUCUGAACUAGUCUGGUUGAUCUAUGUAAUGAAAGACCUGCAUCCGUUUAAGUUGUUGUAUAGGCCUAAUUGUGUUCCAAAUAUGAGCUGUACGGAUUGCCACAAGGAUUCAUCACUAGUGUUUGUAUGCCAUUAGCCAUAAACAAUUUUCUUGUGAAUUCAUUAGAUUGUCUGUGCAUGUCUUGUAAACUGAACGGAUCAUGCCCUAGUUUGGUGAUACAAAUAUUGAUGUAAACUUGAAACAUAAUGUAAUGGCCAGGUUUUUUUUUCUUCUUCAAUAUAUGGAAUAUGUAGCAGAUGUAUUACGUUUUGAUGGCAAACAUUAAAGUUGUCAAAAGUUUA
Biomphalaria glabrata is the source of this 4369-nucleotide messenger RNA. Its product is annotated as nitrilase and fragile histidine triad fusion protein NitFhit-like. The transcript has 11 exons. Gene Ontology annotation, biological process: nucleobase-containing compound metabolic process. Bases 208 to 1653 code for a protein of 481 amino acids. Lineage: Eukaryota; Metazoa; Mollusca; Gastropoda; Planorbidae. The record is from RefSeq and is a predicted model, not a curated record. Gene Ontology annotation, molecular function: bis(5'-adenosyl)-triphosphatase activity; hydrolase activity, acting on carbon-nitrogen (but not peptide) bonds, in linear amides.